CUGGCAUUCUGCGAAAGCUUUCGGCGCGUGUAACAUCCAGUAGGCGUUCAGCCUCCGAGCGGAUAACAUUGCGUUGUUGUAGUUCUUGGAGUCCAAGCAAGACAAACACUAGACACCAGAAGAUAAAAGACAACUCAAUAAGCUGAUGAGCAGAAAGAAUUCAAAUAAGAAUUACAAAAAAUAAAAAUAUAAUAAAUCAAAUCAAUUCAAAAGAAAGAAAUACAAAUUGAAAUUGAAAUAAACAACAAAAACAAAAACAAAGAGAAGAAGGUGAAUCGGAAAGGAGAACGGAAAGAGCAGUCCGACGGAGAACGGAGAAGGCCAUUCAACCGAUAAAAGCCAUCAGCCCACACAAUGGAAUGACCCACGCUGCCGCCGGUGGCCCAGACGUUCCAUAGCCAGAGGAGAAUGCUGCCACAGUUAGCCGCAGCAGCAGCAGCAGCAGCAACACUUCAGCAAACACAAGCAGCGGCAGCAGCAGCAACAGCAACAGGCAGGAGCAACAUUCCGUGUGGGAAUGGCCAGCGACGUCGCGUGGCAGCAGCAACAGACGGCUGCAACAACGAUUCGAAGCACAACAAAAGCAAAAGCAAAAGCAAUAAAAGCAACACCAGCACCAGCAAUAGAUUAAAUCAAAUGCAUUCCAACGAAGAGCCGCCCAUGACGGUGAUCGUCGAUGGAGGAGGAGCAGCAGGCGGAGGCGGAGGCGGACAACAGCAGCAGCAGCAGCAGCAGAAGGUGCCUCGCAGUGGCAGCCAAAGAUUGCGUAAAACGAGUUCCUCCAGUGCCAAGGCAUCGAUACCAGUACCUGCAACGGCAACAGCGACAGCGACAGCGACAGCAACAGCUGGCAGCAUGCAACGCGCACAUCGACAACCAUCGAACGCCUCCGCGACAGCCAGCUCCGAUUCGAGGAGGCGUCGCUAUACGGGCAAGUCGGAGCGACACGAUCGCCAGGACCGACAGGAGCGACACGAGCGGCACGAACGCCAGGAGCAGAUGCCACGCAGGAGAGGCGGACGCAGGCACAGUGGCGCCUCCUCGCUGAGCGAUGCGGUAGCCAGUGCCGGCGGCCGCGGACGCCAUCGUCGCGAGACGAGAUCGGGUGCCAUCAGCUCCUCAACGGCAUCCAGUUGCAACGGCAGCUGCAGCUCCGACGAUGGCGACUCCUCGCACACGUCGUCCUCAUCAUCGUCCAGCUCAUCGGGCGAGCCGAAUCUGCCGUAUCCGGGCUUCCCCGAGAUAUCCAUGAAGGCCCUCACGCAAUACACGCGGCCACGCAACUGGUGCCUGAUGCUCAUCACGAAUCCGUGGUUCGAGCGUGUCUCCAUACUGGUCAUCCUGCUCAACUGCAUCACUUUGGGGAUGUACCAGCCCUGCGUGGACGAUGCCUGUGUCACGAAUCGCUGCAAGAUACUGCAGAUCUUCGAUGACAUUAUCUUUGCAUUCUUUGCCCUGGAGAUGACCAUCAAAAUGGUGGCCAUGGGCAUGUGCGGCAAGAACACAUAUCUGGCGGACUCGUGGAAUCGUCUGGACUUCUUCAUCGUCCUCGCUGGCCUGCUCGAGUAUGUGAUGCAUGUGGAGAAUCUCAAUCUGACGGCCAUACGAACGAUUCGUGUGCUGAGACCACUGCGGGCCAUCAAUCGAAUACCCAGCAUGCGGAUCCUUGUGAUGUUGCUGCUGGACACGCUGCCCAUGUUGGGCAAUGUCCUGCUGCUGUGCUUCUUUGUCUUCUUCAUAUUCGGCAUCAUUGGCGUUCAGCUGUGGCAGGGCAUCCUCCGGCAGCGUUGCACACUGGAACAGCCCGAGGGCAUGAUCUAUCCCAUCACGGGACUACCUGAAGUGUACAGAGUUCGAGUCCGUGUUAACUCGAAAAACCAUCAGUUUCUAUUGCAAAGCCUAUCGCAGUACUACGAGUUCUCCAAGGAUCAGGAUUACAUCUGCUCCACGCCCACCGACUCGGGCAUGCAUCUCUGCGGCAACUUUCCCCCCUACCGCAGCGGUUCCCUGGUCUGCAACGAGGAGGCCAAGCUGUUCGACUUCAAUGAGCCGACAAACACCUCGUGCGUUAACUGGAACCAGUACUACACAACGUGCAAACAGAGCGGCGAGAAUCCCUUUCAGGGCACCAUAUCCUUUGACAACAUUGGCAUGGCCUGGGUGGCCAUAUUCUUGGUCAUCUCGCUGGAGGGCUGGACGGACAUAAUGUAUUACGUGCAGGAUGCGCACAGCUUUUGGGAUUGGAUCUACUUUGUGCUGCUGAUUGUGAUCGGAUCGUUCUUUAUGAUCAAUCUAUGCCUGGUCGUCAUUGCCACCCAGUUCUCGGAGACGAAGAAGCGCGAGAUGGAGCGAAUGCGGCAGGAGCGGGCCCGUUACACCUCCACAUCGACGCUGGCCAGCAGCACAAACAACUCGGAGCCGGCCACCUGCUAUGCGGAGAUAGUCAAAUAUAUUGCCCACUUGUGGCGACGCUUCAAGAGACGAAUGUUAAAGAAGUACAGAUUAUAUAAAUACCAGCGGCAGCAGCGCAAGGAGGGACUGCUGCCCAAUGCCGAUAAUUUGACCUUCUCGCCGUCACGCAUCAAGUGCCAUCACCCGAAGUGCCCCAAGUACAGUAAUCGCAAGCAUCCGUCCAGCAUUCAGGAUCAGAUGAUUACCGUCAUGGUGCCCCUCAAUUCGAAUUCGAAUUCGAAUUCCAACAACAACAACAACAACACCAACAACCACAACGGCAGCACCAAUAACACCAAUGGCAAUGCCAGCAAUAAUGUGCCCAGCUGCACCACAGUGGCGUUGGUGAACGGCAUAAAUGGCAGCACGGCCAGUGUGACCAUGUCAACAGCGCAGCAUCAACAGGCCGCCCAGCAGCAGCAGCAGCAGCAGCACUCCUCCUCCGACAACACCGAACAGUCGCUGGGCGAGGCAGCGGCUGCGACCUGCAGCCUCAUGCCGCGCAGUUCCUCGCUGAAGAAAUCCCCACAGACGCACCAUCAGCUGAAGCCCGAGGGCAGUGCCGGCGAGCAGAAGACAAUUCUGUUGAAGUUCCCACAGCAGAUCAUGGACUCGGAGCAGCUGAUUCUGCAGUUGGGAAAUUUGGGCAAGAGCCACCCGUGCACCUCGGGCUUCCUCAGUCCGCCCACAUCGGCCAGCCGGCGUCCGUCGGUGAUGUUCAACGAGUACGUGCUGCUGCACACACCUCCCGCCCUCAGCACUGAGCCUCAGCCGGCGCUGGCACCGGGUAGCGCUUCCGCCUCCCCAGCGGCAACGACUGUGGCCACGGUGGCAGGAACAGCAGCGGCGGCGGCGGCAGCAGCAGCAGCAGCGGCAGCGACAACAGCAACAGCAGCAGCAGCAGCAUCGGCGGCAGGCGGCAGCAGCAGCAGCCACAACAACCACAAUCCGAACAACAACAACCACAAUGGUGGCGCGAGUGGUGCUGGCUCGAGCGGUGGUGCGGCAGCUCCAGAGAAAAGCACCACCAUAUUCUCCACGGAGAAGAUGACCCAGGCUGGCGAUGGCAGCAUUUGGCAGGUGAACCUGCCGCAGACCAUCGACACCAUUGCCAAUCCAUACGCUGAUUGCUCCGAGCUGGGUAUACACGAUGCGAUGACUUGUCAAGAGCUGUUAGCAUUCUCUGUGGCCUUUUCAGCGGCCUUGCCGACGGGUCAGAGCACGCUAGAGUCCUUUUACACGUCGCUGGCCCGCUGCGAUCCGCACACCGCUGAGGCGCUCAAGGCCCAGCACCAAGCAACCUCCCAGGCGUUAGUGGCUGUCCCGUCCCCGGGCCAUUUCCAGUCAACGCCAGAUCAGGCGACGGCUGGAGCUGGCGAUGCCUUCGAGCUGAGCGGCGCGCCGAGCACUGUGGUCGCCGUAACAGGGGACUCGCAGGCAGCUGGCAGCCAUCAUCGGCAGCGGGGAGAACAUCAGCAUCACUCGCAUCCCCACCAGCAUCAGCAUCAGCAUCACCACAAUAAUAACAACAACAGUCAUAGCAGGAACAACAAUGGACACAGAUCACGGGGUCACACAUCGCACGGUCAGGGCGGGCAUGGGCGCGAUCAUGGCGAUCAUGGCGGUCCCACGGGCAACUACAUGGAGGACUAUGCCUGCUGCUACGACCUGUACCAGAAUGCCCUCUCGCCGCUGGAGGAGCGACACCAUCAGAGAUCUCCGGCGAUGCGCGGCCUCAUCGCCGUCUACCGCUGCCUGAUGCGCAUCUGCAGCUACGUCCGGCGGUACAUCAGGCGCCUGGUGGAGCACAAGUACUUCCAGCAGGGCAUUCUGCUUGCCAUACUGAUCAACACGCUCUCGAUGGGCAUCGAGUACCACAAUCAGCCGCCAGAGCUCACAGCCAUCGUGGAGACCAGCAACAUUGUCUUCUCCGGCAUCUUUGCCGUCGAAAUGCUGCUCAAGGUGGUGGCCGAGGGGCCAUUCCGUUACAUAGCCAAUGGAUUCAAUGUAUUCGAUGGCAUAAUUGUCAUACUCAGCGCCAUUGAGAUAUGCCAACAGUUUCUGGGCAAUGGCACGGGGGGCGGUGGCUCUGGUUUGUCGGUUCUGCGCACAUUCCGGCUACUCCGCAUCCUUAAGCUCGUGCGCUUCAUGCCGAAUCUGCGGCGUCAGCUGUUCGUCAUGCUUCGCACCAUGGACAAUGUCGCUGUCUUCUUCUCCCUGCUGGUACUGUUUAUAUUCAUCUUCAGCAUACUCGGCAUGUAUCUGUUUGGCGGUAAGUUUUGUAAAUUUUUGGACGAAUCCGGACUCGAACGCGAGUGCACGUGUCCCGAAAUAAUCAGCCGGCAUCCGCAAUGCGAGUGCGAUCGCAAACACUUCAACAACAUUUUGUGGGCAACUGUCACAGUAUUCCAAAUACUGACGCAAGAGGAUUGGAACGUCGUCCUAUUCAAUGGAAUGGAAAAGACAAGUCAUUGGGCCGCAUUGUACUUUGUGGCCCUAAUGACGUUCGGCAAUUAUGUGCUAUUUAAUUUAUUGGUGGCCAUUUUGGUUGAGGGAUUCAGUUCAGAGCGAAAUGAACGUCGCGAGCGCGAACAGCGCGAGUUGGUUAAGAAACUGCGCGAAGAGACAUUGGCCGAGAAUUAUAGCGAUGGUAUGUACGAUGAAUCGCGCAGCGAGGCGGAUUCAUCGACCACUAACGAUAGUUACUACGAGGUACGCAAUCGCUGGCGCUCAGCGGAGGACGUGCGCAAGCUGCAGGACUCGGCCGAGCUGAUCAUCGAGGCCAAGAGCAACAUGCACCGACAGCGGCUGCUCCAGCCCAGUCACGACUACCAGAUCAACGAGCUGCCAACGCCGGGCGGCGGCGCUCCCUCAUCUGCCACUCCUGCCUCCGGCCAGGACAAGGAGGCUGGCGGCAGCAACAUCCACAAGCUGAUGUCGCACGAGGAGAUGAGCGGCAGCAGCAGCAAGCCCCGCGGCGGCCUCAAAAAGACAUACUCCGUCAAGGACAGACGCAGCGAGGCGUCGCGUCUCUCCAAGAUGCGGUUGGUGCGGGAGCCGCCUAUCAUCACCACUACGGCGGCCACGCCGCAGGAUUCGCCCAGCACCACCCUAGAGCCGGGCAUGGGCUUCCGCCAGUGGGGCGACAUGGAGCCGCCACCACCGCCUUCGCCAUCGCUGCUGCGACCCCCGAACAUCUUCACUGGGGGCCAGCGGACCCUGGAUGAGGGCAUACCCGCCAUCGAUCUCAUUCCGCCCUCCCCGGUGCUCGCCCACAAGCCACUCAAUAUCCUCAACGCCAGCCAGCUGGGCGUGGGCGUCGGUGUGGGUGUGGGUGUGGGCGGAACCGGUGGCAUGGCCAUGGGCAUGGGAAUGCCAGGGGGAGCCGGCAGCACUGGGAGCAGCAUGCACAGCGUCAUCAUCGAUGACAUAUCGAAGAGCUCCGGCUCAACUGCAGCCGCCACGCCCAUCUAUGUGCCCACCAUCUCCUCCUCGUCGACGUUAGCUGGCGGUGCGGGUCUCCAGCCCCCGGCUGGAGCCUCCUCCACUGCGCACACUGCGGAUGCCCACAGCUACAGUCACAGUCUGAAUGACCUGUCGGGCUCCGCAGCAGCAGCUGGAGCUGCAACCAGUGCUGGGGCCUCGACCAGUGGCAGUUCUUCCAGCGAGCGCCUACCCCUGGCCCCUCCUUCUCCGUCUCCGUACAGCGGCAUAACGGGGGGCAGCUUCAAGCAGCGCUUCCGGCGCAGCAGCUCCAAGAAGAGGAGACCCCAGCCGUCGACGGCAGCAGGCGAGGACAGUCAUGAGGAGGAGGAGCAGCAGCAGCAGCUGAACAACGGCAGCGACAACAGCUACAUGCUGAGGAGCAGCGCAGGAGGAGGAGGACUGGGAGGUGCUGCCAAGGACACCAACCGGCUGAGUCCACAAAACUCAAUCCGCAGACUCUCAAACACGCUGAGCAUCGGCAGUGGCGGUAGUCCGGGAGCGGCGCUGGGCAGUCGCCGGGCCUCGGCCUGCAUCUUCAACUCGCAGGUGUACCAGAACCUCAACCAGCCACUGAAGCUGCGUCCGGGCACGGGCCAGCGGCGGAUGAGCUCCAUCGAGCUGGCGUUCAGCAAGACCUCGCACCUGAAUCUGCACAACCUGGAGGCGAAUCGCAAGUCGCUGUCCUACACCAACUCCAAGAUGGACCUCGACAAGUGGCAGAGAUCGUAUGGGAAUCUCAAUGAGCCGGACAACAUGCUGCAGCAGUACAUUGAGGCGCGGGACAAGCGCAAGACUUCGAUCAGUCACUACAACCUGAAGAAGAGGCUCGAGGAGAAGGAGCUCCAGCAGCUGCAGCAGCUCCACCAGCAGCAGCUGCUGCUCCAGCAACAGCAACAGCAACAGGACUCCUCGUCCUCCUCACAGCAACAGCACUCCCACUCUCAGUCCCAGUCCCAGUCGCAUCGGCUCUCCAAGGAGUUUCAGCAUCUGGCACUGCAGCCACAUUCCAUGGUGACAAGUGGCGAUCGCAUGUCCAAGCUGAAGAUGAUCAUUGAACGACUCACACCCAGACAGUUCGCCAUGGAGCGUGAGUCCUACUCGAUGUACGUCUUUCCCGAGGAUAACAAGUUUCGGCAGGUCUGUACGUGGUUUGUCAAUCAAAAGUGGUUCGACAAUGUUGUGCUGCUGUUCAUCGCACUCAACUGCAUCACCCUGGCGAUGGAAAGACCAAACAUCCCUCCAACCAGCACCGAAAGAUUGUUCCUGUCAACAGCCAAUUACGUGUUCACAGCCGUCUUCACCGUUGAGAUGUUCAUUAAGGUAGUCGCCACGGGCAUGUUCUACGGCACGGAUGCGUACUUCACAUCCGGUUGGAAUAUCAUGGAUGGAUCUUUGGUUACCAUUUCCAUAAUUGAUUUGUUAAUGUCAUUGAUUAGCGAAUCGAGCCCGAGGAUAUUUGGGAUUUUAAGGGUGUUUCGGCUACUUCGUUCCCUGCGGCCUCUGCGGGUGAUCAACCGUGCCCCGGGUCUGAAACUAGUCGUGCAAACGCUCUUAUCGUCCCUACGUCCCAUCGGCAACAUCGUGCUGAUCUGCUGCACCUUCUUCAUCAUCUUCGGGAUACUGGGCGUGCAGCUGUUCAAGGGCACCUUCUUCUACUGCGAGGGCGAGAACAUUAAGAAUGUGCGCAACGCGGACGAGUGCCGGCGCAUACCGGGCAACGUGUGGACGAACCGCAAGUACAACUUCGACGACCUGGGCAAGGCCCUGAUGUCCCUGUUCGUGCUGAGCUCCCGCGAUGGGUGGGUGAACAUCAUGUAUACGGGCCUCGAUGCUGUCGGCGUCGACCAGCAGCCGAUCGUGAACUACAACGAGUGGAGGCUGCUCUACUUUAUUGCGUUCAUUCUGCUGGUGGGCUUCUUCGUGCUCAACAUGUUCGUGGGCGUGGUGGUGGAGAACUUCCAUCGGUGUCGCGAGGAGCAGGAGAAGGAGGAGAAGAUACGGCGGGCGGCCAAGCGGGCGCUGCAAAUGGAGAAGAAGCGCCGCCGGAUGCACGAGCCGCCCUACUACACCAACUACUCGCCCACCCGCAUGUUCGUCCACAACGUGGUGACGUCCAAGUACUUCGACCUGGCCAUUGCCGCCGUCAUCGGACUGAAUGUGGUCACCAUGGCGAUGGAGUACUACCGCAUGAAAAUGGCCCUGCAGUAUGCCCUGAAGAUCUUCAACUACUUCUUCACCGCCGUCUUCAUACUGGAGGCGAACAUGAAGCUGGUGGCCCUCGGCUGGAAGCUGUACCUCAAAGAUCGCUGGAACCAGCUGGACGUGGGCAUCGUUCUGCUCUCGAUCGUGGGCAUUGUCCUCGAGGAGCUGGAGACGAAGAUCAUACCCAUCAAUCCGACGAUCAUCCGGGUGAUGCGCGUCCUGCGCAUCGCUCGCGUUCUCAAGCUGCUGAAAAUGGCAAAGGGCAUACGGGCCCUGCUGGACACCGUGAUGCAGGCCCUGCCACAGGUGGGCAACCUGGGACUGCUCUUCUUCCUGCUGUUCUUCAUCUUCGCGGCGCUGGGCGUGGAGCUGUUCGGGCGCCUCGAGUGCUCCGACGAGAUACCCUGCCAGGGCCUGGGCGAGCACGCGCACUUCGCCAACUUUGGCAUGGCUUUCCUCACAUUGUUUCGCGUAGCGACUGGCGACAAUUGGAACGGCAUCAUGAAGGACACGCUGAGGGAUAAUUGCGAUGACGCGGCCGAUUGUGUACGCAAUUGCUGCGUCAGCUCGGUUAUUGCUCCCAUAUUCUUUGUGAUAUUCGUGCUAAUGGCGCAAUUCGUUUUGGUGAAUGUCGUCGUGGCUGUACUGAUGAAACACCUCGAGGAGAGCCACAAGCAAAUGGAAGACGAGCUCGACAUGGAGGUGGAGCUCGAGCGCGAGCUGGUGCGCGAGCAGGAGUUCGCCCAGGAGCAGAAGCUGUGCCAGCAGCUGGCGGAGGCGCAGGCCAAGGCGGCCGCUCCCCCACGCCCCCUCGCCAAGGUCAAGUCGCUGCCCAAGAACUUCAUCUACAGCACUCCCUCGCUGGACAAGAAGUUCCCCAGCCCCCAGUCCCUCACCAGCAGCGCUGCCAACAAUCUCAACCAGCUGCAGCAGCUCCAACAGCAGAAUCCAUCCACAUCGACAUCCACAUCCCCGGGACUGGGCGGUCUGGCGCAGAGGGAGAGGGGCGUGGCAGCUGGAGCGGGAGCGGGAGCGGGAGGACGCCGCCAGACCGUACAGUACUUCAAUCAGCCACAGAGCGGCCCGGGACUGGGACCGGGCCUCGGCCACGGCCUGGGCCUGAGCCUGGCCGAGAUGGGCGGCACGCUGACGCCUCAGGCGCUGGGCGCGCGGCUGGGCGAACCCUUUGGCGGCGCCUCGACAGCGACGGCAGCGGGAGGCACUUGUGCCGGCGCCGGCUUCGGCCAGGAGCCGGGCAACCUCCAGCUGCCGCCUCUGGGGCGCCGCGGGCGACGCGCCUCAGCCGCCGCCGGCUUCCGCAAGCGCGGCGUGCUGUCCAAGGAGCGCUCGCUGGACGAGCAGGCCAUUCGACGACGCAAUCUGGAGGCCAAGCGCACCAGCUGCGACUCGCUGCCCUGGGGCGGGGAUGCCCUCGACUACAGGCGAGGCACCAUCUUCGAGAGCCUCGAGUCGGAUGGCGGGGGCGGCGGACUGGGAUCCGGUUCGGGCUCAAUCUCGGGAUCAGGAGGAUCACCCCUGGCCUUUGACAUACGCAGCGUGCGCAGUGCGGAGGUGCCGCACCUGGAGCCAGACACCGAUGCUCUGGCCGUGGUCAGUGCCCUGGUGCCCGCUGCAACGCCCAUGCCCCUGUCCAUGCCGCUAGCCCUGCACACGCCCACGCCCACACCCACAUCCGCAACCGCGCUGAGGAUAUCGUCGUCAGGUCAUCAUCCGCCACCUCGUCGCCCCUUCGGCUGGUCACAGUCCGUGGAUCAGGGCUGCCUUCUGGGUGCGCCCGGGCGCAGCAGUCUCCUCCUGUCCGUGCCUCGCUCGAUGCCGCCACGAAGCCGCAGCGGCAGCACCAAGCAGCUCUUCAAGCAGCAGGCCCUCGACGAGGAUGCCGACAUGGACGAGAGCUCGCUGCUGCUGCCAGCGCUGUCCGCAGGCGGCUUAGGAGCAGGCGGAGGAGGCGGAGGAGGCGGAGGAGGCGGCGUCAGCGGAGCAUCUGCUGGAGUCCCCACCGUCGCCGCUGCCCUGGAGAGCGUGGCUGCUGCCAGUGCUGUGGACUCGCCCGUGCUAGCAGUCAAAUCCGAUUCAGCGGACAUCAUGCGGAUUAUCAGCGAGCGGCGGCGGAUGGACCAGCGCGACCAGCGAGAUCCUAGGGAUGAUGCCGAGGACAGGGACAGCGACUACAACGAGCUGUUGCUGGUGAAAUCCCCACAGUCCUCGAUGGAUUAGGCAUGCAACACCCUGCAUGCCACACACUCUUACACACUCUCUAGCUCUCUCUCUUUCUCCAAGUAUACAUAGAUCCCUGUCCCUGUCCCUGUCCCUGUCCCUGUCUUUGUAUACCAGUCUCUGUAAAACCCAGUAAAAAACAUAAAGAAAAUGAAAAAUAAAAAAAGUCUUUAGGGAAUUUUCUAAGUGCUCAGUUUUAGAACUUGAAAGCUGCAACUAAAAUGGAUAGGCGAUAGGCAAUAGGCAAUAGCGAUAACAAUAACAAUAAAUAAAAAAGAAAAUGAUUAUUCGAUAGCAAUAACUACUAACGAUAAACGAUAAACGAUAACUAUUCUUAGAGCGUUCGUCAUCCAACGCAAGACAACAACAACAACAACAAAAAAACGAGAAAACAGAAGAAAGAAUAAAAAAACAAAAUUGUCAACUGUUUUUAGUGCAAUCCUACGGUUUUCAUAACUUUAAACAAACAAACAAACAAACAAAAACGCAUCCAGAUGGUAUCAGAACCCAUGAAAAGGGAGAUCUUGAAUAAAAACCCACAGAGCAGAAGAUAAACCGAAACAAGAAAAUUCAAAGUAUAGUGAACUUAAAAGAAAAGUAAAGAAAAAGAAAAAGAAUAAGAAAAAGAAUAAACUAUGUUCAAUGUUGAUUAGAGCGUUUUCCGUUUCAAGCUGUAGUCGAGAGGUCUAAAAUCCAAGAGCUGACGAAUUAUAUACAAGCGUUAUAUGCGAUUUACAUAUACAUAUAUAUACCAUAUACUAUAUACAGUUAUAUAUACAUAUAUACAUACUUAUAUAUAUAUACAUACUACUUAUAGGGGGUACUGCAUACAUGAUGGAAAUUUGUGAACAAAAGAUCAUCAACUCUGUGAUUAGCUCUUAAAGUUUAAACGUUUAUAGGAUGAAGGCGUCGCGAUGAAUACACUCGCACUCACACUCACACUCACACUCCCAACUGAACACUAAACAACACGCACGAUGUCUGUAUAUAGUAAGAAUGUAUGUGUGUGUAUUUUACUUAGUCUAGAAAGGAAAACUCACUAAGCAGAA
Messenger RNA from Drosophila guanche, 11426 nucleotides. RefSeq names its product voltage-dependent T-type calcium channel subunit alpha-1G (gene Ca-alpha1T). Gene Ontology annotation, cellular component: plasma membrane; voltage-gated sodium channel complex; neuron projection. The record is from RefSeq and is a predicted model, not a curated record. Bases 409 to 10377 code for a protein of 3322 amino acids. The transcript is spliced from 26 exons. Gene Ontology annotation, molecular function: voltage-gated sodium channel activity; low voltage-gated calcium channel activity. Gene Ontology annotation, biological process: sodium ion transmembrane transport; neuronal action potential; calcium ion import. NCBI's taxonomy places the organism in Eukaryota, Metazoa, Arthropoda, Insecta, Diptera, Drosophilidae.